Molecule: messenger RNA, 1001 nt
Organism: Lagopus muta (rock ptarmigan)
Lineage: Eukaryota; Metazoa; Chordata; Aves; Galliformes; Phasianidae
Product: probable 2-ketogluconate reductase
Exons: 5
Coding region: 12-1001 (329 amino acids)
Cellular component (GO): cytosol
Molecular function (GO): hydroxypyruvate reductase [NAD(P)H] activity; NAD binding; glyoxylate reductase (NADPH) activity
Source: RefSeq, a predicted model, not a curated record
UCUUUGUGCAGAUGAUGGAGGGAGAAGAGCUGCCUGGGCUUCUGGUGAAUGAAAUCGGAGGAAUGCAUGGGAUACUGCAUGACCACGUGGAGUUUCUGAAGAAGCACUUCUGCCUCAUCACUAUGAAGGAAUUUCUUGAAAACAAAAAGAAUAUGAGAGAAAAGGUCCAAGCGAUCUAUUUGUGGUGGCACAAACCAGUCAUUGACAAAGACCUCCUCCAGAGCCUGCCCAACUUGAAAGUGAUUGCAAAUUCAGGAGUAGGGAUGGAUCAUCUGGAUCUGAAACUUGUAGCUGGCUUUGGUGUGAAAAUGGCUAAUGCUCCACGUGCUGUUUCCAGUAGCACAGCAGAUACUGGGAUGGCUUUGCUGCUGGCAUCUGCUAGAAGACUGGUAGAAGGCUAUCACGUUGCUGUUUCCCCGGCUGUGGAGUAUUGUGAAGCUGAUUUUCUUGGAGUUGAAGUUACUGGAGCUACUCUGGGGAUCGUUGGCAUGGGCAGCAUUGGGUAUAAGAUUGCUCUGAGAGCCAGAGCGUUCGAGAUGAAGAUUUUGUACCACAACAGAACACGGAGGAAAGAGCAGGAAGAGCAAGCUGUUGUUGUCACUUACUGUGAGAAGAUGGAUGAUUUGCUCUGCCAGGCAGAUUUUGUGAUGGUGGUGGUGAGCCUGACACCUCAGACACACAAGCUGAUUGGGAAAAGAGAGAUGGAACUGAUGAAACCCUCAGCUACUCUCGUUAACAUCAGCCGAGGUGCAGUGGUGGACCAAGAGGCACUGGUGGGAGCUCUGCGCACUGGUGCUAUCAGGGCUGCAGCUUUGGAUGUCACCGACCCGGAGCCGCUGCCCAGAGAUCAUCCAUUACUAAAAUUGAAGAAUGUAAUUAUAACACCUCACCUUGGCAUUAAAACAGACAAGGCCACCCGCAUGAUAACAGAGGAAGCAGUUGAAAACAUACUAGCAGCUCUUACUGGUCUUCCCAGGCCUAGUGAAGUGCUCCCUAGCUGA